Messenger RNA from Culex pipiens pallens (northern house mosquito), 570 nucleotides. Its product is annotated as histone-lysine N-methyltransferase NSD2-like. Gene Ontology annotation, biological process: regulation of DNA-templated transcription. The transcript has 3 exons. Gene Ontology annotation, molecular function: histone H3K36 methyltransferase activity; protein binding. The coding region runs from base 1 to 411 and encodes 136 amino acids. The record is from RefSeq and is a predicted model, not a curated record. NCBI's taxonomy places the organism in Eukaryota, Metazoa, Arthropoda, Insecta, Diptera, Culicidae. Gene Ontology annotation, cellular component: chromatin; nucleus.
AUGAUGGAGCGGUAUAAUGAAGAAUCGACCCCGGACGAUUUGAGCCAACACGGUCCAUCGUUGCUCCGCUUAGAGGGCGCAACGCGGGAAGGACUAGAUCUGUACAAAUCGUCGGACAAGGACCCGUGCGGGCUAGACUCGAACUGCAUCACCCGGGCGCUGCUCAUGGAGUUACUAGGCACUGGAGGCCAAACGAAUUCUCAUCAAGGGCUGGGGUCUGGUCGUGCGUCGCGUGAUCGAGUACGAGAAGUGACCAACAACGAGGAGUUGCCGCGGCGGAUAAAGCAAAAGGACGAAAAUUACUACUUCCUGACGGUGGACUCGGAGCUGACGAUCGACACGAGGCCCAAGGGCAACUUGGCCUGGUUCAUCAACUACUCGUGCGAGUCCAACUGCGAGACGCUGCUGUGAAAGGUCGGCGGAAGCCAAUCCGUGGGGCUGUUUGCCCUCAAGGACCUCAAGGCAGGAAGUUUUUCGAAAUACCGGUAAAGACACUUACUACAACUAACUCUUCUUACUCUUUUCUCCACCAGGUCUAAGAGCUCACCUUCAACUACAACUUUGAGACGU